Messenger RNA from Cladocopium goreaui, 906 nucleotides. The record is from the annotation of a GenBank genome assembly. NCBI's taxonomy places the organism in Eukaryota, Dinophyceae, Suessiales, Symbiodiniaceae.
AUGAGCCGAUGGCGCCGCAGCGCUGCGACAGAGGCGCCCCUUGCAGCACUGGGCGAGGCGCCCGGCCCCGUGGUGCAAGAAGGCGAAGCAGGUGGCGCAGGCGCUGGCAGCCGCUGGUCGCGGCCAAGCGCAGCCGCCACUGCCGUUGGUAUGGCGACAGAGGCAGCUCCCAGUGGCAGGAGCCUGAACUUCCAGAGUUUUGUUGACCUGGCUGGCUCUCGGAUGCCUGUCUUGGGCCUGGGCACGCGGCAGUUGAAAGGCGCCGAGUGUCGCGAGGCGGUGAAGUGUGCGCUGCGUUGUGGCUACCGUUUGAUUGAUACCGCUCCCGGCUUUGGCAAUGAAAAGGUGGAGCACGAAAUCGAGAUUUCUCAGGGCAUCCGUGCGGCGGGCUUGAAGCGCGAGGACGUCUUUCUUGUGAGCAAACUUCCGCCCUCCGAGCAUGGAGACGACCUGGAAGAUACCUUGAAAUCAUCCCUGGAACGUCUGGGCACUUCCUUUAUCGACCUGUACCUCAUUCAGAGCCCCAAGGGUGGCAGCAUCAUUUGGACCUGGGAUGCUAUGCUCCAAUUACGCGAGAGAGGCCUCGCUAAAGCCGUGGGGCUCUGCAACUUCAGCGUCGCGCAGCUCGAAGCGCUGCAGAGAACGGGACGGGAAUUGCCACAGGUCCUACAGGUGGAGCUGCAUGUGGCUAACCAACAGAAGGAGCUUUGUGCCUUCUGCCAGCAGCACGGCAUCGUUCUGAUGUCCAGCUCGCCCCUGGCGCGCGGCCAGCUGCUCCGAACUUCGGAGCUGCAGCAGCUGGCCUUCCAGCGGCGCCGCAGCUCGGCGGAGCUGGCGAUCCGCUGGGGGCUGCAACGAGGUGCGCGUGGGCUUUUUUUGGGCCAGAUAUUUCCAGAUACCUGGUGA